AUGCUCACUCAAGACCGUGCAUACCGGGCGUCAGCUGCCGCCUCCCAAAUUGCCAACUCUCACAGUGGCCCCAACACUCAAUCCAGCCUUGAACAGGGACCAAAUCCUCUUCAUACUCUUAUUGCUCGUUCUCUCUCUCGAUCGGGAAACAACACUGAGACCUCGAUCCUGUCCUUGCCAAGUUCUGCAACUGAAGACGAACUGGUGACAUCUAGCAACAGCAAUAUAAAUCGCUACAACCUUCGGCCAAACAGACCUACAACCUUCCUGCAAGGGAAACCGCGAUGUCUGGUUGACCGGCGCCGUUUCCCUCAUCUCUGCAAAUCGUACAGGCACCACCUGGACCUGCAUGGGCUGCCGGACAGAAAUUACGUUCCUCCAUCCCACUCACCUACGCCAGAUCCAUCCGACCGGAGUCCCUCUGCCGUCUCGAGCCCACCUAGUGUCGCAUCAAGCCUAGAACUUUUCGGUUUAGAAGCACGUUCCCCCAGUUCCUCAGAUCACGAUUCCUCGGUUAAUCCCAGUCUGCCCCGCGACGAAUCAAGUCCAGAAUUCCUCAGCGCAGAGGAGCGUCUACCUACACCAUGA
This is a messenger RNA of Aspergillus welwitschiae, 588 nucleotides long. RefSeq lists its product as uncharacterized. The transcript has a single exon. The record is from RefSeq and is a predicted model, not a curated record. NCBI's taxonomy places the organism in Eukaryota, Fungi, Ascomycota, Eurotiomycetes, Eurotiales, Aspergillaceae. Bases 1 to 588 code for a protein of 195 amino acids.